This is a messenger RNA of Penicillium cinerascens, 4209 nucleotides long. RefSeq names its product RNA helicase aquarius. The transcript is spliced from 4 exons. Gene Ontology annotation, biological process: mRNA splicing, via spliceosome. Gene Ontology annotation, molecular function: helicase activity; mRNA binding. Gene Ontology annotation, cellular component: catalytic step 2 spliceosome. NCBI's taxonomy places the organism in Eukaryota, Fungi, Ascomycota, Eurotiomycetes, Eurotiales, Aspergillaceae. The coding region runs from base 1 to 4209 and encodes 1402 amino acids. The record is from RefSeq and is a predicted model, not a curated record.
AUGGCGCAGAGUCUGGAGUCCAGGCCGACGGUCGUGGAUUUCCGCGAGGACAGCCAGUGGGUGAAACUGGCCAAGGCGCACUGGUUAGACACCAAGGUGCGCAAAGUCAAACCAGAUGUGAUCAAGAAGCAAUUGUGGGAUCCGCUGGAAGCCGAGGGCUUUACCAGUCGCUCACUCUUGAUCUUGGAGAAUUUGAAUGUUCUGGAGAAGUAUCUUUGGCCGGCAUACACGCAGGAUGCUUCGAAUCACCAUAUUCUCUUAAUCGCUCUGAUUGUCAGCGUCAAGUAUCGCGAGCACUUGCCGAUAUGGGACAUUUUCUCCGACCGCGGCGACGAUUUCUCAAGCUUGUUCCACCGUACCCUCUCGAUGAGUAUUGAUCCUUCAUUGUCGACCCAUUCACGAAUGUCCAUUAUCUCGUUCAUCAUCAGUGCCUUCCAAUCGCUCGAGAACGUCCUGAUUCGCCAGCAAUGCGCCCCGCUCGUCGCUAUCUCUAUCUGGCACAACCUGGUCAGCGAUGAAGCCAGAGAACACAUCAUUGCGAAGUCGCCUACACUGAAAAAGGCUUGGAGAGCUGCCGGCAAGCGCUACGAUGCCGGAGACGAACCUACGAAGGCGAAGCUGCGAUUUGAACGGUCCUGGCUGUAUACGAUGCUGUUGGAUUUCCUGCAGAAGUUAAAUGGCGUGGAGAAGGAUCAAAAGGAGAAUUUGCUCUACUGCGAGCGAUUCAUGGAGCUUCUGGUAGACCUAUUGAGUCAAUUGCCGACCCGUCGUUAUGUCAACACGCUGCUGAAGGACCUCAAUUUGCUCCCCAUCAUUCGGCUUUCGCAAUCAUACCGCACGCCCGACAAUGCGCUCUUCCGCGACCUGUAUAGCCUUCUUAAGCAUUUCAUGGACUUUGCCAUUGAUGACUACUCUGGCGAGGCACUUUCGCCUCAGACAGUCUACGAUUUGCACAACCAGGAACUAGCGCGCCUACAGAGAACCGCCAUGAGAUCUUUCAAGGAAAAGCUUAUGAUUCUUGCCCUGUCAAACCUGGGGUCGAUCGAGCAGCGCUCGGAACUGGAGAGCCAGUUGUCAUCCCUGGAUGAAUCGGAACUUCAAAGCCUAUGCUCCCAGCUAGGAUUCCGCACAAGCUAUCCCAAGAAAUCAAAUAUUAAGCCUGACAGUCAUUUCCUUAUGGAAGUGCUUUUGACCUUCUACGAGCGCAAGCUCUCAUUCCAGGAUGCUGCGGCUAAGUUGAACAUUGUCCCAACAGAAGACAGUCUCUAUGAUCCCGCUUUGGUGAGAAACGAGACCUACGAUGGCUCACGGCCUCUUGCAAUUCCCAAGCUCAACCUCCAGUACUUGAGCAUUGGUGAUUUCCUGUGGCGUUCAUUCCUUCUCUACCGAUCCGAGGCUUUCUUCCAGAUUCGCAAGGACAUGGAGUCGGUUGUCAAGCGCAUGCAGCCUCGCUCAAACCGCGAUGGCAGUCUGACUUUUGAUGGCUUUUCUCGCAUGGCAAUCCCCAUCACCAAGCCUGCCAUCAUCGAAGUGGCCCCAGCAAAAGUUGGCUCUCUCAACCCGGCAUUUGUUCGUGCCGAGAUCGCAAUUGAGGUAGGAAGACUUGCAGACCACAUUCGGAAAGAGUGGGACUCUCUACGCCCUGAUGACGUUGUCUAUCUCUUGGCUGUUCAGUCGCCUGCGCCUGCACAGCUAGGUGUCCGUGGCCAGAAUGCAGAGGGACCACAAAUGACUUACCUUCGUACCGCCGGGAUCGUUCAAAUCCUUGAUGAACAAGGUCGUCCGUUGCGGCAGCAAGCUGGCAGUCAGGCAAAUGGACACCAUGGACGACCACGAGUCCGCAAACUACUUGUUAAUAUGGAUGCGUCUGCAUUCAAGACGGACAAGGACCGUCAAGCACGGGGAAAGCCGGACAUCUACCCUCUGAUCAAUGUGGUCGCUCGCAGGAAGGGGAGAGAGAACAACUUCAAGUCAAUCCUUCAAACAAUACAGAAGCUCAUCGUGUCGGAUAUGACUCUGCCGUCUUGGCUUCAAGACAUCUUCCUUGGAUACGGAGACCCAUCAGGUGCUCAAUAUACCCAAUUGCCCAACCGACUCAAAUCUGUUGACUUCCGGGACACUAUUUUGGACUGGCCUCACUUGGUGGAAAGCUUCCCCGGCAAGACCAUCGAGCCUUCAGGGUCAGAGUCUUCUAGCUUCGGACCACCGUACGUUCUCGAGUCGGUCGAGGAUGCACCUGCCGAGGCUCCUGCUUCCCCUGCGAAGAAGCGCCGCCGAGCCCAAGCGGGAGACGUGGAGCAAGCGUCCAGCACGAUACGUGUUUCAACAUACAAGCCACCUAACCCUGGCCCUUACCCCGUUGAUGCACCCAAGCUUAACACUGUUCGCUUCACUCCAUCACAGGUCGAGGCAAUUGCUUCCGGUACCCAGCCUGGUCUCUCCGUCAUCGUCGGCCCACCUGGUACCGGCAAGACUGACGUUGCGACACAAAUUAUUAACAACCUUUAUCACAAUUUCCCCAACGAGCGCACUUUGCUCAUCGCGCACAGCAAUCAAGCUCUCAAUCAACUCUUCCAGAAGAUCGUUGCCCUUGACAUUGACCCACGUCACCUGUUGCGUCUGGGUCACGGUGAGGAAGAGCUGGAUACCGACUCCAACUACAGCAAGUAUGGUCGGGUUGAGUCCUUCCUUGACAACCGCAACCACUAUCUGUCAGAAGUGAUGCGCUUGGCAGCAUCUAUCGGUGCAGAGGGGGCUCACGGCAACUCUUGUGAGACGGCAGGUUACUUCAAUACGGUGUAUAUGCAGCCGGCGUGGGCAAAGUUCUGGGACCAAGCACACUUUGAGGGAGCCUCCAAUGAUGAUAUCAUCGCAUCGUUCCCCUUCCACGCAUACUUCUCCAAUGCUCCUCAGCCGUUGUUUGAUUCUGGUGCUUCGAAGGAGGCGGUAUUGGACAUCGCUUCAGGCUGUCAGAGACACAUUGACCGGAUCUUCUCUGAGCUUGAAGACAUUCGACCUUUCGAGAUCUUGCGCCAGCCUCGAGACAAGGCCAACUACCUUCUCAUCAAGGAGGCCCGCGUGAUCGCAAUGACCUCUACACACGCAGCCAUGCGUCGACAGGAGAUCGCGGAUUUGGGCUUCCACUACGACAAUGUGGUCAUGGAAGAAGCCGCACAGAUCACCGAAAUUGAGAGCUUCAUUCCCAUGGCUCUUCAGAAUGUGAAGAACGGCGAGCUCCCUCUCAAGCGCGCUGUCCUCUGUGGUGAUCACUUCCAAAACUCCCCUGUCAUCCAGAACCUCGCAUUCCGCCAGUACGCCCAUUUCGACCAGUCUCUUUUCCUCCGCCUGGCACGGCUUGGCGUACCGGUGAUAACCCUCGACAAGCAGGGCCGAUCUCGUCCCAGCAUUGCAGAGCUCUUCCGCUGGCGGUACCAAGAUCUGGGUGAUCUCCCAUCCGUCGAGACAAACGAAGAGUUCAAACUGGCCAACGCCGGCUUUAAGUUCGACUACCAGUUCAUCAAUGUCCCCGACUACCAAGGAACCGGUGAGCGGGAGCCAACGCCCCAUUUCAUUCAGAACCUUGGCGAGGCAGAGUACGCAGUAGCACUGUACCAGUACAUGCGCCUGCUCGGCUACCCAGCGUCCAAGAUCACCAUCCUAGCCACAUAUGCUGGACAGACGGCGCUGAUCCGGGACGUGUUGACCCAUCGCUGCGCGAAAAACACCCUAUUCGGUAUGCCCAAGAUCGUGACCACCGUGGAUAGGUACCAAGGAGAGCAGAAUGAUUACGUAAUCCUCUCCCUAACCCGCACCCGCGCCGUCGGCUACCUGCGCGAUGUCCGCCGUCUCACAGUCGCACUAUCCCGCGCCCGACUCGGUCUGUAUAUCCUCGGCCGCCGCGAAGUCUUUGAAUCCUGCUACGAGCUCAAGCCCGCUUUCGACCGUCUGCUGCAGCGCCCGGAUAAGCUAAUGCUUGCUCCUGGCGAGAUGUUCCCCGCCACUCGAGCGCUGGACGCUGAUGUCGAGGGCACCCCCAUGGAAGGCGUUGAGCAUCUUGGUCAAUAUGUGUUUGAGAUGACUCAGGCCAAGGUUAAGGCUAUGGGUGAUGGUGAAAUGGUUGUUGAUGAUGCGACCCCGGAUGGGGAGGAUGGUCUUUUGGAUGAGGAUGAGGAUAUGCUGGGUGAAGAGGAGGAUGACGAUAUUGUAUGA